This is a messenger RNA of Babesia sp. Xinjiang, 750 nucleotides long. Its product is annotated as 60S ribosomal protein L7-like 1. Gene Ontology annotation, cellular component: cytosolic large ribosomal subunit. The record is from RefSeq and is a predicted model, not a curated record. Bases 1 to 750 code for a protein of 249 amino acids. The transcript has 5 exons. Lineage: Eukaryota; Apicomplexa; Aconoidasida; Piroplasmida; Babesiidae. Gene Ontology annotation, molecular function: structural constituent of ribosome; RNA binding. Gene Ontology annotation, biological process: maturation of LSU-rRNA from tricistronic rRNA transcript (SSU-rRNA, 5.8S rRNA, LSU-rRNA).
AUGGAGGAAAUAAGAAAUGAUACAAAGAAAAAAGAGACCCUUCUCAAGGGCCACCGUUUUCAUCUGAACAAGCGCUCGGAAAUUGCCAAGGAGUUUGCUCGGCUUAAAUCGCAAAAUAAGAUAAAGAGAGAUAUCAAUACAAUCGUGUCGCUACAGUCACUCCACAAGAAAUCAGUGCGCAGGUCACUAGACAUAAAAAGGACCACCGCACUAAACAAAAAAAAAACGAUUUCUGCCGUUAAAACGUACAAGCUUUUGUUGGCUGUUCGUAACAGACGAGCUGUUGAGUCUUCGAUCUCAAGGUCGACGCUGCAGCUUAUGGGACUAUUGCGAAUUGGAACUGGAAGAUUUUUUUCCAAUUCGGAGCAGAGCUUGAAAGACCUGCUACAGGUAGAACCCUUCGUAUUCUUCGGUACACCCACACUAAAACACGUCCGAGAGUUGUUACACAAGAGGGGUACAACUAUUCUUCCUGGUGGAAAAACGAUGUUAAUCAGCAGUAAUUCCGUGGUGGAAGAUCACAUCGGAGGCACCGACUUGCUGUGUCUAGACGACGUCGUAGAUGCCGUAUAUAAUGGAACGGACGCCGCCGAGGACAUUUUACAGAAACUAGGCACCAUACAAAUGCCAAGGACCAUUGUUGAUGGGUUAGCCGCACAUUUUCAUGCCCUCUUACUUUUAUUGUACAGCCCAUUAAAGCACGGGGAUAUAGGAUCUUCUAUAAAUAACAUGCUCGAUCAUUUAAUGUAA